Molecule: messenger RNA, 732 nt
Organism: Penicillium cinerascens
Lineage: Eukaryota; Fungi; Ascomycota; Eurotiomycetes; Eurotiales; Aspergillaceae
Product: NAD(P)-dependent oxidoreductase
Exons: 1
Coding region: 1-732 (243 amino acids)
Source: RefSeq, a predicted model, not a curated record
AUGAACCCAAACACCAAGACUGUAUUUUUUAUCGGUGCUAGUGGCGGCGUUGGCCUCUCAGCCCUCAAGCACACUCUUGCUGCCGGCCAUCAGUGCAUUGCACUCUGUCGCCAGCCGUCGAAGCUUACAGAAAUCUUCCCGCCCGCCUCAACUCCGAACCUCAAGGUCAUCGAAGGCAACGCGCACGAUGUGCAAGCCGUGUCGAAAUGCCUCUUGACCGAAGAUGGCAAGCUCGUUGACAUGGUCUGCUCUACCAUCGGCAGUCGACCCAACUUCCGCAAGAUGACCAUUGAAGACCCUGAAUGCUGCAGAAACGCUGCAGCUACUCUUCUCGAGGCCCUCGACAACCUUCAACGAGAUGGUGUCACCGGAUCCCCGCAUCUCAUUACCUUCAGCACCACCGGAGUCUCUCGCUUCGGUCGGGACUACCCGCUUGCUGUGUUCCCAGUUUACCUUUGGUUCCUCAAGGUCCCGCAUGCGGACAAGCGGAUCACAGAGGAUCGCUUUUCGAAUAGCGGUCGGCCUUUUACGAUUGUGCGCGCGAGUCUGCUCACCACCGGCGAGACUACAAAGGCGAUCCGCGUCGGCAUUGAGGAUCCAAAGACCGGCCGUGAGUCAGAAGCUAUUGGCUAUUUCAUCUCAAGGGAGGACUCGGGCAAAUGGGUUGCAGAGAAUCUCAUUCUGGAGACCAAGGAAAAGUAUGUGAAUAAGAUUGCUAUGAUCACAAACUGA